Pecten maximus is the source of this 1323-nucleotide messenger RNA. RefSeq lists its product as uncharacterized. Lineage: Eukaryota; Metazoa; Mollusca; Bivalvia; Pectinida; Pectinidae. The transcript has a single exon. The record is from RefSeq and is a predicted model, not a curated record. Bases 1 to 1323 code for a protein of 440 amino acids.
AUGGAAGCUAAAUGCAUUGGUUUAAACUGCAAAACCUCAUUGAAAUACAAAUAUGCAGUUGGCGAUAAAAGAUAUUCUCGAUAUGUACAAGAAUGGAUGAAACCCCUGUUGGAAGCUGAUGGUAUUGCAACAACUGAUGUUGGGGAGGCAAAGAUGUGCCCAAAGUGUUAUACUAGAUAUUUAAGCAAGCGUCCAAGGUCAGAGCCCAUGGUAGAUGACUCAAAUACAUAUGAGUCUAAGAAGAGCAACUGCAAUCCUGUUGAGGAAGAAAGUGUCUCAAUCUGUCCUACGGUUGAUGACCUCUUUUUCACUCCAUCCUCCCACAGGAAAUGUUGCCUUUGCCUUUCAUAUACUGAACAAACUGCCACAAUUCCUGAAAAGGCUAGGUUCCAAUUGAUCUUGUUUCACAGGAUAUGGGUCUCUAAGUCUGCGAGAUCAUGCGCAGACCACUUUAUUGGGAAAGACUUGGAUCCUAAUUUUCCAAUUACUGCUGCUGGAAGGGAAAAGUUGUCACUCUAUCUUCCAGAUAAACAUGAAGAGGUGAUCAAUGAUCUUCUGAGAUUAUCGUACCAACUUGGUAGUGGAAAGACAUCCUUUUCUUUCAAUCUGAAAAAUAUGGAUGACCAAGACUGUCUGGCUUGGACUGGGUGGAACAUGGAGCAGCUGCAAGAGCUUCAUAGCCGAUGUGCACAUCUAAUAUCUUCCCAGUGUUUGUCAACAGAAGAUUGUCCUCUCUUGUUUUGGGUCAAACUCAAAACGGACAUAUCCUAUACACAGUUGGCAUCCCUAUUCAACCUGCAUAAAUCCAGUGUCAGUAGAAUAUUCCACAAUGUUGCUCAAUCUCUCGAGGCAACAGUUGUUCCCUUGUAUCUUGGAUCUGAACAUAUUUCUAGAGAAAACGCCAUCAACCAUAACACUGCAUUCACCAAGACUUUCUUUAGUGAUAAUGUCACAUUUGUUUUAGAUGGAACGUACAUCUAUAUUGGAAAGAGUGGCGAUCACGAGUUUCAAAGAAAAAGUUACUGCGGGCAGACAAAAAGAAACUAUAUUAAAUUUAUGAGUGUAGUUUUCCCAGAUGGAUACGUCUUGGACACGGAUGGGCCAUUUUUUGGGAGUGAAAAUGACGCCACAAUAACCAAGAAAAUCCUUGACGGAAUUGAAAGCCUGAAUCCUCUCCUGCAGCCAGAGGACCAUAUCAUCGUAGAUCGUGGAUUCAGGGAUGUUCUGAAAGACAUCUCUGAAGUGGGAUAUGGACAUCACAUGCCAUCCUUUCUCCAGCCAGGAAAGAGCCAGCAUGAUUCUCUUGAAGCCAACACCGAUUGA